AAUUAUUAGCGGGUUAAAUAUUAAUGUACUGCUUCCAAUUCUGCUCAGCCAGCUCAUCCCGCAGCUGCUACUUAAUUUUGCGGGAAAUUUUGCCCUUAGGCCAGCCUUUCUCCUCCCCUAUCCACCGGAUAAUAUCAGUAGACUGUGGGCGAAUAGGCAUCUACUGGUUGCAACUCUGCUACACACUGUCAAUAAUAGGUGCAGUGUCGGCGGGAGUUGUGGUUGCAACAGAAACGGUGGUGACUGCUGCUGCAACGGAAUUAGUAGUGGUGUUUGUUGUGGCUGUGAUGAAAUUAGAUGCUGCUGCUGUCAUUGCGACAUGAUAUUUGUGCUUGGGACUCCUCAGACGAGGAUCAUCAAUUUUGUUAAAUUUCUCCAUCCUGCUCUCACAUGUUGGGCAAAACGUUGAG
Molecule: messenger RNA, 410 nt
Organism: Kickxella alabastrina
Lineage: Eukaryota; Fungi; Kickxellomycota; Kickxellomycetes; Kickxellales; Kickxellaceae
Exons: 1
Coding region: 24-323 (99 amino acids)
Source: RefSeq, a predicted model, not a curated record